This is a messenger RNA of Prunus armeniaca (apricot), 498 nucleotides long. The record is from the annotation of a GenBank genome assembly. Lineage: Eukaryota; Viridiplantae; Streptophyta; Magnoliopsida; Rosales; Rosaceae.
AUGAAGCAUGCGGCUCAUCAAAUAGGAAAGCUUCACCUGAAGAAAUGGAGAUUGCCAUUCAUGAAGAGACCACGAGGUAAGCAAACCCAGCUGGUCUUGUCCAUACAAGAGCUAAAGGAGGCUGGUGUCAAGCUCAAGGCCGAUACAAAUCGUCAGCCAUUAGAUAUAAGUUUCAGUAGCACAUUGAGUGGGAAGGUUCUGACAAUCCCGCCAAUACACAUAGAUGAUCACAGAGGCACUUCGUUUCGCAAUCUGCUAGCACUCAACAUGUCAGCAGCAUUGCCACCAAGAUGUUACAAGCUAUUUGUCUUUCUAGACGAUGUGAUUAACUCAUCCAAGGAUGUAGGGCUUCUCUACUACCACGGGGUCCUCCUGCAUUCUCUAGGCAGCAACAGAAUGGUGGCUAAACUUGUCAACAAGAGGCAAGGAAGUUGGGCUGGACGCGUCCCUGUCAUACUUAUACAGGGUGGUUGGCGAUGCCAACUGUUGCUUCUAUAG